Exserohilum turcica Et28A is the source of this 240-nucleotide messenger RNA. RefSeq lists its product as uncharacterized. NCBI's taxonomy places the organism in Eukaryota, Fungi, Ascomycota, Dothideomycetes, Pleosporales, Pleosporaceae. Bases 1 to 240 code for a protein of 79 amino acids. The transcript is spliced from 2 exons. The record is from RefSeq and is a predicted model, not a curated record.
AUGGACCCGAUUCAAGAAGCGAUUGCAGAAAUCGAAUCGCAAGAACUAGGAGAUAAAUUCUCGUAUCAAGCAAUCGCGAAAAAGCAUGGUGUAGCACGAAUGACGUUGAUGAGACGACACCGCGGCGAAACUGAGGCCUAUGGCGUGCGCAACCUCUCCCUCCAUCCACAACACGAGAAGGAGCUUGUACGAUACAUCGAUACGCUUACCGAACGACCCGGUUUCAGAAAGCUGGGUUGA